AACUGCAGCGUGUGGUGGUGUGUUGCUCUCUUGUCUGUCAUUGACUGUCUUCACAGUCAUCUAUGGUCUUUUAGUUGACAUGGUAUAUAACAUCUACACAAAACUUGAAUCAAAAUAACACUCAGCCAAUAAGCGGCAUGAUCAGUGAUGCCAUCGCCUCAACUCCGCUAAAGUAGGCAACGCUUCCACAGGAGGCACCUAAAGCCUUACGGUGCAACAUCUAGUGAAGCCUCGCAGUGUACCAUCUAGUGAAGCCUCACAGUGUAUCAAUAGUGAAGCCUCGCAGUGUACCAAUAGUGAAGCCAUACACUGCACGCCCGAGAGGGGUCAGGUUAAAUCUGGUUCACAACAUCCGGAAAACAGCUAAAGAACAAAUGUGUGGUGCUCACUAGUUACAAGUUUUCAAGUGUGGCCGCCAGGGGGUUGAUGGCCGCUGUCACCUCAUCUCUCACUAAUGAUAUAAUGAGGCUAGAGAGACAUUAUUGCGCGCCAUCUUAAAAUAACAGUUUUGGAGUGAUGUUAUUGUCACUGCCUGUAUAAGAAGUAAUUCUAACUUAACCUAAGAUACACUGUUGCAGAGCCAGAGGUUAUGGCAAGUGUAUAAAGCUCAGUUUAAGUGUGCAGUAUUAUUUCGCAGAUAAAUUUUUAUAUUUCUAUACAUCGUCACCAUUAUUAUUUGAACGUUCUAUAACUGAACAUAAAAAAGUUUAUAACAAAUCUUAAUACAAGAAGAACUAUCAGCACAAGUUAUGCAAAGUAUAAUAUUACUAAGUGUUACCUGGCAGAGUCAAGAGUGGUGGUGGCGUGAGGUGGUGGUGUCGUCCUGCACCGCUCACGAUCACACGUCGAGUUGACCACCGCCACAAAUUCCUUCAGUGUGUCAUUUCCCGGAGGUUAGUGCGGGUGGUGAGAAGUCAUUGCUUGUGGUGCCUGCCAGCACUUAUUGUGCACGAGGACGGUGCCUGAAAUGUGAGUUAGUCCUUCAUAUAUAAAGGCUACGGAGUGAUGUAAUUAAGUUUAUAGUUUGAUUACUGAAGUUUGGGUCGAAAUACUGUGACUUAAGAAAUUUUGGUGAAUUGAUGUGUUCGUGAGGUAUGUGAAGACUGACCGGUAUAUGUGUGUGUAGGUCAGCAGUAACAGAACCAACACACGUGAACCACAAUUACCUUCAACAACAGAAGAUCAUCACGUGGGUAAGGAAUCUCGCCAAGACUCCAUAAGGGUCACGGCCUGCCAGGGACCUUCAAGACUAUGAACCCAGUUAGCUACAAAAACCAGUGGUCUUCAAGAGCAGCCAGAAACCGAAGCUCCUCGUGACUUGAGUUAUAUUUAAGCUUUAAGGGAUCAUCAUGCUGAACUCUGGAGCCCUCGUCUUGCUAUGCCUGGUGGUGGCAGCAGCAUGGGCGAAUGGAGAUGUGUAUGUCCACGAUGGUGAAAGUAAAAGUACUGGUGAUGGUAAUGGUGGCGGAAACGUUCAGGAUGGAGGAUUGAACGUUGAGCAUGUUGGACGCCUGCUCACUGAUGCACCGACCAGAACCUCAUGUGAGACCCUCAACUCCCUGAUGGGGUGUGUGUCUCCAGGUCCCCCCGCACCCCAUAGUGAUGCUCACCUCCAGGGGUGCCAAGGUUGUGAGGGAGACAAUAGUCGUGUAGAGGCCCCUAAAGAGUCAGAGGAAACACAGACUCUUGUCUUAGUCAUGAAAGAUAGUGAAAAUAAAACGAAAUAUGAUAAAGAAGUUUUUACCGAAAAUACCACGGGAUCAGGGGAGAAGGGACGGUUACUGGACAAGUUAUUCAUCAGAUGUAAAAGGACGGGAGGGAAAUGUUCACUGCGGAGGAGAAGAGAAGCAGAAGAGAAAAGGACGGUUAGUGAGGAAGAUAAUGAGGGAGGCGAUAUGGCAGAGGGGGGAGAAGAACUACCUGAUCCAGAGGCCUUGGCUUGGAUAGACCCUGGACGAUUGGCCAGUCAGGGAGUGGCCAUGGAACAUGUCCCGUCUCUGGCUAAUCUAAUGGGGCUGCGGAUGGUAAGGUACAAGACGCCGCAGCCUCGGCCCCUCCACCCGCCAUAUAGGCCACAACCGCACCCUCUUCACCCACCCAAUAGGAAUCCUCAACUCCCUGCUUCAUCCACAAGCAACAUCAAGGUAGGCCCCUCACCGAAACCCGCCUCCAGGUUAAACAGUGGAAACGAUCUCUUUGGAAACUCAUUCCAUGAUUCUUUUGACCGUUAUUUCAAGAGUUUCAACAGAUAUGAAGGGCAGGAUAUUCGCCGCAGCAACAGCCACACUCGUCCACCUGUUGAAGGCAGCAGCUACAGCUACCCUCCUCCUCGUGGUAGUUCACCAUCACCACCUGCUCCCUCUCCACCCAGGUUUCAAAAUGGUGCCAGUCGUGCACAGCCGCCACAACCCCAGCCAAUAGACAGCUUCUCUAGGCCAGCAUACUCCGGCCUGGGCAACACCGCUGACUCCAUUAUGAAGCUUCUGAAUCCCUUUAAUAUACUCGGACCAAACCAGUUCCCUCAGCUGCCUCGCUUUCCCUACCCAGUACCCCCUCCCAACUAUGAUCCACGUAGACCUCAGUCUUUCCAACGCUUGAGGCCAACAGAUCCCUUGGGAACUGAAGAGAAGGAGUUUCCUCAAGAAAACAUAAAAUACGAGGUUGUGAUGGACCCUAAUCAAGACGCCUACAGGGGAUACCAAUAUAAAAAUGACUUCCCGCUUAGAGACGAUCUGUAUGUCGGCCAAGACGGAAAUAUCUACUUGAAGAGUGUUGAAAAUGCAUCACCACAAAACCCCUUUGGACGACAACACUUUGGAGGUCAUGGUAGACCCGCCCACAGCUUCCCACCUCCUCACAACCCAUCACACUCAACUUCUCCCCGCCCACACCACACUCGACCAAUAUCUCCACAAGAGGGGCGGUUUGAAGACGAGGAGCUGGACAACAUCGACCAGGACUACGAUGACGAUUACGAAGAAGUGUCCAGUUACUCCAGCCUCCUGCAGAACCACAACAUGAACGACAUUGAUCUUGACCCUCCAACAACCCCCAUCAACAACCAUAACCCACACCAGUUUAGGAACAGUCCUUCUCCCAGACCAUACAGAGAUCACAACAACUUUGACCAGCGUAUCCCACAUAAUGGUCGCAAUCCAGGAAUACCAAAUAAUCCAUAUGUAAUUCGCACACCACCCAACUUGUUUCCAAAUUCUGGUCUGCUUAGUUGGUUAUUCCCUUCUUAUGCCCGCACCACCUAUCCAAACUUUUUCUACAAUCCCAGAGAAGUCCAACUUCCCCGAUUCAGAUAUCCGGUGGGACCCUGGCCACGUCAGACCAUUUCUCCUUCAGUUGGGACACCAUCUGAUGCAAAUUAUCCAGGAGCACCAAAUCCACCCACCCACCCGCGAUCCCUACCACCCAGCUCAUUACCCUCUCGACCCCUACCUCUCCCUUCAUCACCCUCCAGACCCUCAUUUAGAAACCCAUCUCCUCCUCGACCCCCAACAUCACCCCUCUCGCCUAUGCAAUCCUUACUACCUAACCCAUCUCCCCGACCCCAGCGACCUCCUCUGCUUCCUCCCCGACCCUCGCUAUAUAACCCUUCACCUCUCCGCCCAUCUCUGCAUCCCUCUCUAGGUCAACCCUCCAACCCACAGCUGAACAAUGCUGCCCAGGGCAUAAACAACCGGCCAAGAGUAAUUUUUGAAGGUGGGCGUGUGAAGAGCUCUGGUUUCUAUCCGGGUAAUGGAUUCUUCGACUCUGAUUUCCCCACAGUAUUCCACAUGGCCCCAUCUCAGCAAAACAGAGUAGUCGAACAGUUACCCAGACCCAUGGGCCAAAAUGCAACAGCACCAACCAAUGAGACUUCAACAUAAGAAGACUUGUGGCGUGUGUUUACGUGUGACACAGACUCGAUCAAAAUUUGUGAGGUUUACCUUGAUGAAUGCAAGUGAACUAGUCAGGUUUUCCUUCUCGUGUAAGGAUAACUUGUGGUAAUAACUCAAAAGCUGUUGACAAAAGAAUAACACAGGUGAAAUACAAACUCAGUCGCCGUUCCAAAUCAGUGUACAGUACUGGAGGUGGUGACUGAGGUGGUUAUUUUGGUAUAAUAAUCUGAAAGGUGACUAUUAAGACCGUUUCGUGCUACAUUCUGGCUGCGGUGCUGGCUUUAUAUAACCAUGUUGCUUGUAUGUUUUAUAGAAAUUUAGGGUGUAUGUAUCCACUAUGCAGUAUCUCUUGCAGGGACUCUGGAAUUAUCAUGAUGAAACACUACAUGAAAACACGGCUUUAACUAGCUGCUUUGAAAGCUAUAGAUCUCCGGCAGGUCUAUGUACAGUGAGUUCGUUUUCUUGUCCUCCAGUCUACAAUGAAUCAAAGGAAAAGUGAUGUAUUGCAUACAGCUGUGAGAUGAAUGUUUCCACUGCACUUGCAUGCUUGCUUCAUGUUAUAAAAUUAUCUUGAAAGAUUUACCCGGUAGUUUGGACGUUGUAUGUCAAACUCACUUGUAAUUACAAGAGGUAUGAUGACUUCCUGCAUCAAUUUUUUUUCGAUGUUCAGUCUUGGAAGUGAAAGAUACUGAAUUUAAAUGAAAUCACUCAGUCGUGAUGGUUUUGACAGUAACUUUACCAGCUGGCCAACAGUGAAUUGAUGAGUAGUGGUUUAGGCUGUGACUUUUUUAUGGCUGUAUAAGUGAAAAUAUGAACUUAAAUCUGUAUACAGGUACAAUAUUGAAUUUGUUUUGUUCAUUGAACUUAUCAUCAUCACAGUUUUUUCUGGUGAAGAAUUAUUUGUCGUAUCAAUAAAUGGAAUUGAAUGUAACCAGGUGAAGUUAGUCGGGGUUUGGCAAUACAUUUUCCUCUAUCAGUUAUUUCUCUGUAAAUUACAUAAUAGUUUCCCGUAAUGAUUUAACGUUAAAAAUAUAUUUGCAGUACGUUGUUUUUCCCACUAUGUGUGUUGUUUGGUUGUUUUUCCAAGUUAUAUAAAUGUAUACGUGCUAUUUAUGUUCAUGUGAUGUGAAUAAAAUGUUAACCAAAAA
Messenger RNA from Homarus americanus (American lobster), 5038 nucleotides. Its product is annotated as adhesive plaque matrix protein-like. The coding region runs from base 1350 to 3878 and encodes 842 amino acids. NCBI's taxonomy places the organism in Eukaryota, Metazoa, Arthropoda, Malacostraca, Decapoda, Nephropidae. The transcript is spliced from 3 exons. The record is from RefSeq and is a predicted model, not a curated record.